UGGGACGCGACACAGCGCGAGUAUGGAGUUCUCGCAUACAUCGCGAGGCGUAUCGUACAACGACACUGCGCUCUGAGUUCUCCGCUUAACGACGAGCCAAACUAAAAACGACUUGAAAACGUCUGAAACAGCUUUGAGCGAAAACGGAAGUCCAAACACUUCCUCCGUCUGCAUGGCUCCGAAACCACCCGCCGAUACUUGAGCACAUUUUCUGGCGCGAGCGCGCCUCACUCGCGUAUGUCGCCGGGAAAUCCGCCGGCGCCGACGGACCGUCGAUUUUCCGCUCGCAUGAGUAAAGAAUUUGAGUUGCCGUGAACCGAGUCUGGGAUUGGUGUGCACACGAUCGGAUAUUACUUUACGGGUGGUGGUGAUCCGGUUGGUGGUGAUUCGCCAGGGUUCUUCUUGAAUUUCCUAAGUGAAGUUACAACCUGCUAGUCACCACCAUGUCGGUGCUACUGGAAGCGAGGUCGUACAGGCCUUUCAAGUCCUCGGAAGAGUACCUGAUUGCGAUGAAGGAAGACCUGGCGGAGUGGCUGAACGCUCUGUAUCCGGAACUCAGGAUCAAUCUCGACAAUUUCAUGGACAGGCUGGAUACCGGAGUCGCUCUAUGCAAACAUGCGAACAACGUGCGGAAAUACGCGGCGGACUACGUGGCCCGACGUCAGGCUCGCAAAAUGCCGAUGACACGCUCGAUAACCUCCCUGGCGCUGCCGAUGAGCCAGGUGGGCGACGUGCCCUACCUGCCGAACGCCAAGGCCGGCACUUUCUUCGCCCGCGACAACGUCUCGAACUUCAUCGACUGGUGCCGCAACAGCCUCGGCAUCAUCGAGUGUCUGCUCUUCGAGACCGAGGAUCUCAUAAUGCGUAAGAACGAGCGGCACGUGAUACUGUGCCUGCUGGAGGUGGCGCGUCGCGGCGCCAAGUUCGGCAUGCUCGCGCCUCUUCUCGUGCAGAUGGAGAGGCAGAUCGACCGCGAGAUCGCCGCCGAGAACAAGGCGGCGAAUGGCGCCGGGAAUGAGGAGAGCGACGACGAGUACGAGGAGGAGCAGCCGUGUCUCAUAUAUGGACCACAGCCGCAGAUCGUCACGAACGAUCUCAAGACUCUGCAUGAGCUGGUUCGCGAUAUCGUAGAAGAGUGCACGUGCCCGACGCAGUUCCCCAUGAUUCACAUCGCCGAGGGCAAGUAUCGAAUCGGCGAUACCAAAGUCACAAUUUACGUCCGAGUUCUGCGUAGUCACGUGAUGGUACGCGUUGGAGGAGGAUGGGACACUCUCAGUCACUAUUUGGAGAAACACGAUCCAUGCAGAUGCAAAAAUUCUCAUCGUUCGAUGGUCUCAGCGAAACUCAUUCAGAAAGCCGGCGGAUCCUUUGAUCUGGGCAACGCGCAGGUGCAUUACGAACGAUCGUCACCUCCGAGAACCCGGCGAAGUUCCGCGUCGAGCGUCGGCUCGGUGCAGAAUCUGCAAUCGGCGCAGCUGCACGCACCACCCAGGAACAUUUCCAGCAAUCGCUCGCGAUCGCCCACACCUCAUCGACCGACGGCCGGAAGCAAGCAACAACAAUCGAGCGAGGAGCGGAAGAAGCGCUCGAGGAGCCCUACGCCGCAUAGAAAAUUGCUGGCGAGUCCGAAUCACCAGGCCGACUUGACGAAGCAGAGAUCAAGGUCGCCGACGCCCAGAGCGAAUCUGAGAUCGCGAAGCCCGACGCCGCGCACUGAGCGAAAGAACACGGAUUCAGCGAGAAGAAACGAGGAGGCGCGAUCGCCAACGUAUUACGGAAGAUCGCAGGAAACCGGACGAGAUAACGGCCUAAAAGUACCAGGAGAAUUUACAAAACGAUACAUCGUGGAAGGCGGCGUGGCGCGCCGAGCCGUCGAAAAAGAUGACACGCCCAAGUACGAACCGUCCAUCUACAACUACAAGUGCAGCGAGGACUCGAGCGGCAGUCGCAGCCCGACACCAAGCAAGGAGGAACAACCGGCUAUCGACACUUUUGGCAAAGACGCGAACACCCAAAAGUCGCCGCACGCCGAGGGGGAGCAUUCGGACAAUUGCAGCGAGGUGUCCGAUGAGGGAUAUCGAAGUCUCGGGGCUGUCCAAUCGUCCACCACCAACGGAAACUCCAACAGCACGCAGGGCUCGCCCACGGUUGCCGAUUGUAAAAAGCAACCUUCAAAGACAGAGCCCGAGGAACGAUCUGGCGUGGAGACCGACAGCAUCGAGACCGGAUUGCGCAAGGUAGUACGAAAGGACAGACUGGCGAGUCCUCUACGAGUUUCCUCCCCAUCCCGGAGCGUGGCGUCUUCAACGGGAGAGCGGACUCCUCGUGCCUCUUCCGUUGUGCGAGAAAACAGUAAUCUAUCGAAAGCGUCGUCCGGCAGCAAGACGCCCAAGGACAGCAGUCCGGAAGGCAGUCCGCUGAGCCGAGGAAAUUCAGCGAUUCGCAAGAGCAACACGACUUAUGGAACUCUGCGAAAAUCAAUGGCGACCGGGAGUCUCAGCAAGGCAUCGUCGCCAAUACCUUUGUCCAGGCCUUCCAAAUCGUCCGUCAGUGGCAGCGCCACGUGGAACGGUCGUCAGACCAGACGGCGUGCCAGCAUUCAGACGGACACAUUUCUAGAUCCAAAGUCAACGCCGGCCACGUGCGCUACGACGCCAAGUUUCUCACGCAAGAGUCCGGGUAGGCAGAGUUUGCAGUCCCGACCGAAUGGCAUUCAAUACGAUAGAAACGGCAGAAGGAUUCGAGCGCCCAUUGCGGAUACCGGUUCCCUCCAGUCGUCGCCCACCAAAGUGACAAAUCCGCUACUCGAUCAGAUCUUGCAGAAGUUGGGCGAUUUGAAAGACGAGCGCGAAAUGGUACAGAAAUUGCAAGGCCUUCUGAAAGAUUACCAGACCGGCACGAGCGAUGACGACGCCGCGAACAUGGACCUGGCCAAGGUGUGGGUGGACAGUAACGGAGCUAUGACUGUGCCUCAAGAUGUUCAGGUAUCGGUCACACCCAGGAAGGAUCCGAAACCGCAGGAAGGAUGUUCAAGGAUACCGGUGCCCCGCGCCGUCUCCUACAAGAGACCCAUGUCUGUGGCGUCAGACAGUAUUUGAAGAUGAUUCUUCCCCUCGGGCUGAGUCUCGACGACGAUCGAGGUGUGUGUAGAUCCAGUAUGUAGUCUUCAUGUAUCAAGGCUAACUUAGACUGACCGGAGGGUCAGCGCUGAGGUCAAACAGACGUGUAAUCACAUCUUUUGCCGCGCUUGGGAUUCUGAUUCGAUUUUAGAUAGAUCGGACGUCUUAUGAUCAUAAUGAAAUAAAAAUUUGACGAGUUCAAAUAAUCGCGUGAAUGUUUGCAAAUUUUCGAAUCUCAUUGCGUCGUAAAUAUAUUAUUAAUAAAUAAGCUUUGUCUCGUUUAAAUAUUUGUUUUAUUGUCGACUUUAUCGUAACUAUAUACACAAAUAGCUCGACAUUCAUUGCUUUCUAUUUCUACUCGCCUACGCCUUCAAACAACCGUCAUCGUGUAGAUCGAAGACGUCCGACUCGGAGAGUAACUUAACGGGCCUUAACGGUACGGGGUCAAUCAGUUAGUAGCUCUUAGUAGUCACGUAUCGGGGUGGUGCUUAGAUGGUGCUGAAAAACGAGAUAACAUUUACUACAGAGAGCGAAGAAAGAAGAAAGAGAGAGAGAGAGAACGUGAAUAGAAUAGAAAAUUUGUAUCCUCUCUGUUUUUAAUUAUUUGACGCGAUAUCAAAAGUGGACAAUUGGCGGCGAGUCUCUCUAAUAGAAAACAUCUCAUCUACAAAGAUUUUUAAUAUUUUACACUUCUUUUUUUCUUAAAAUAAAACUUUGAAAUCUGAAAUCCAUUAUUUUGAUGAGUUUAAUUGUCUAGUGCUAAAUCAUAAAUUUUCCACGAAUCUUAAUCAAAAUAAAUUCAUUACGAAAAACAUCUACGAUAAAUUAUUUAUUAUACAAUAUUAUCUAUUUCUCUUAAAGUUGCAUCUUAUUAAAGAUGAUUUAUUUACGACCUCGCUUCGAGAGAAAGAGAGAGAGAGAGAGAGAAAGAAAAUGAAAGGGAACGGCAAACGUAGAGAAUUUUGAUUAGACAUUGAGGAUUGAGCAAGAACGAAAGGAUCCCACUCAGAUCUGUAAAAAAAAAAAAAAGAAAAUUAAACCAACUCCCCUUCCCCCGCCAAAACAAUAUACAAAACAGACUGCAUUAUGUAGAUAGAUGACACGUGUCGUCAAACAAAUGCCAUUCCAGUGUUUAACUGUUUUUUAUACCAAACGCGAGAGUAGCGCCAAUUUUUGUACCAAGUGUCUUAGUAACGAAAUAAGGCGGAGAGAAGAGAAAUUUAUUUUGUCGAAACGGAAAGAAGAAUAUUUUCUAGUAUCGUGUGAUGUACAACAUACGAUCACACGUGUGCGCAACGGUCGCGAGUAGAAAAAUUAUUUCCGAUAUUCGCGAAAACUGAUAAUGCUAUCGAUUCUUUUCUCCGUUCGUUUUUCUAUCCGUCGUCGGGGAGCUUUCGAAAAAAAAAAAAAAA
This is a messenger RNA of Pseudomyrmex gracilis, 4531 nucleotides long. Its product is annotated as GAS2-like protein pickled eggs. Gene Ontology annotation, biological process: protein localization to microtubule plus-end; microtubule bundle formation; regulation of microtubule polymerization or depolymerization. The transcript is spliced from 8 exons. Gene Ontology annotation, molecular function: cytoskeletal adaptor activity; microtubule binding; actin filament binding. Bases 444 to 3098 code for a protein of 884 amino acids. Gene Ontology annotation, cellular component: cytoplasm; stress fiber; microtubule plus-end. NCBI's taxonomy places the organism in Eukaryota, Metazoa, Arthropoda, Insecta, Hymenoptera, Formicidae. The record is from RefSeq and is a predicted model, not a curated record.